Volvox carteri f. nagariensis is the source of this 681-nucleotide messenger RNA. RefSeq lists its product as uncharacterized. The record is from RefSeq and is a predicted model, not a curated record. Lineage: Eukaryota; Viridiplantae; Chlorophyta; Chlorophyceae; Chlamydomonadales; Volvocaceae. Gene Ontology annotation, biological process: photosynthesis, light harvesting in photosystem I; response to light stimulus. Gene Ontology annotation, cellular component: chloroplast thylakoid membrane; plastoglobule. The transcript has a single exon. The annotation marks the transcript as partial.
CGUCUGCUCAUCAUGCCGACGGCAUCGUCGUUGUCCUAUCUCGACGGCACGCUACCCGGCGACUUUGGCUUUGACCCGCUAGGCUUGUUCGACCCGUCAAGCGGCGGCUCUGCGGGCUUCCUCUCCCAACGAUGGCUCCACACAGCGGAGCUCAUGCACGCUCGGUGGGCCAUGCUGGGCGCAGCAGGCUGCCUCGCACCCGAAUAUCUGGCACACGAGAAGGUUAUUCCCAAGGCGACCGGGCUGCUGUGGUUCAAGACGGGGUUCCUGCCGCAGGCUAGCGCCGGCUUUGACUACGGACUACCGCUGGGGGUACUUUUUGCCGUGCAAAUGGUGAUGAUGGGCGUUGCGGAGGGGCUUCGUGGCGCGGAGUACAUUGCGCCGGGCAGCCUGCGCAACAAUAAGUUGCUAGGACUGGAGAAGCUCAUCGCGACGACUCGCGCGGGCAGCGCGGCGUACCCGGGAGGGCUGAUGUUCAAUCCGCUGGGGUUGGGUGAGAAGCCGGCGGCGAUGCGGGAGAUGCAGCAGGCGGAGAUUCGCCACGGGCGGCUGGCGAUGUUGGCAUGCCUGGGGUAUGCGGCGCAGGCGGUGGUGACGGGUCGUGGGCCGUACGACAAUUGGAACCGGCAUUUGGAGAAUCCGGAGGAGAAUAAUGUGUUAUCGUUACUGGGCAACGUGCUC